This is a messenger RNA of Pogona vitticeps (central bearded dragon), 12984 nucleotides long. It is a transcript of the gene DNAH1, whose product is annotated as dynein axonemal heavy chain 1. The record is from RefSeq and is a predicted model, not a curated record. Gene Ontology annotation, molecular function: dynein light intermediate chain binding; ATP binding; dynein intermediate chain binding. Lineage: Eukaryota; Metazoa; Chordata; Lepidosauria; Squamata; Agamidae. Gene Ontology annotation, biological process: microtubule-based movement. Gene Ontology annotation, cellular component: dynein complex.
GGUUCUUGACAGUACACAAACUGAGGAUAAUUCAGUUUCUGUACAAGUUGUGAAGGAUUGUCUCAUGAGUCUGUUCCCCAUAUUUGAGAUCAGAGGAUGGACAAAGCAAAGAAGGAUCUGAAAAGUGCUUUGGGAAGGAGCCCCUAUCCCCUUCAUCCCAAUAGCCAGAUAUCAGACUCCAUUUCAGGACCCAGCUCGAGCCCAGGAGAGAGUCCCACCAGAACAACAAAUAAGAAAUACCCAGUGAUGAAAGAACGAGGGUUUUACUCUGAUGUCCUUGCACCAGGUGCUGCAGAUCUCUUGGAAGAUGUGUGUGCUGGUCCCAGUGUAUACAGGGACUUACUGAAACAGUCAGAACUUGAGGCUCACACGCCGAAAGUCACAACAUUUGAUACUCCUGACAACAUUGGGGCUCUCUUGGAUAGCCAACGGAUUGGACUGACUACAGAAAUUAUCAAAGAGUCAGACUUUCCACUGCAAGCAUAUAAGCCUAAAGUACAGAUUCCCUUUGAGGUGCUUCCAGGACAAUGCCCUCGGAAGAUUGAGAUUGAGAGGAGAAGACGAUUAUAUCUCAGCCUAGAUAUCUCUCAGCUUUUGAAAAAUGAAGGAGUAGAUUCCAAUGAUUUGAUGCCAAGGCACCAGGACCCUGCCAAUAUGCCAACUAUUGAGCAGAAUAACGAUCCUCUUUUCCCAGUCUAUCUCCCACUAGAGAUUUUUGAUGAUGAAGAAUAUGAUUGCCGAACUCCAGAAGAGUGGCUCUUGUUGGGGGUGGAGCCUGGGUCUGAAGAUCGGAAACCAAUUCCAGGAAAAGCACUCCUACCAACAGAUGACGUACUGGGGCAUGAGGAUCCCAAAAGUCGUAAGUUGAUCUAUAAGUGGAUUGAUGUUGGUGUCUUGGAUUAUGAUGAGAAGACGAAAUUCUAUUUGGUACAUAAGACGAACCACAUGGGUCUAGUCCGGGAUGACAAAGGAAGAUGUAUACUCAAUGGAGGAGUGACUGAAGAAGGGAGAACCCCACUGAUGCCAUGUCAGUAUUGGGUGCCUCGUGUCCGUUUGCUUUUUCUUGCUGAGGAUCCUCGUGUUUUUGCCCAGCGAGUAAUUUCUGCCAAUAACUUGAGAAAGAAAACACAGGCACUAUUGUUGUAUAAUCUGUAUGUGGACUGUAUGCCUGUGGAUGGAAUGCAAAACAUUGAAGACAAGAGUCUGCAACGGAUGAAGCAGAUGGCAAUGGACACCUCACGACUGAGAAAAGGGAGUCACGUUUUAGGUCGGCUGCAUCUCCUGGGAAAGGAAGCAUCUCUAGACUUUGAGCGCACCAUGAACAAGAUUAAUUUUGACAAAAUUGUCAGUUCUAAACCUCAGACCUUCUUUUAUGUCACUCUGCCUGAGAAGGAGGACGAAAAGGUGCCACAGAAAGGUCUCAUUGAAAUUCCAGAAUACCCAUAUAAUGAGCAAAGAGAAGCUUUCAUCUUUGUCUCCCUUUUGACACGGCCAGAAGUUAUCAUGGCAUUGUGCCAGGUCCGGGAUGAGUGCAAUAAAACAGCAGCAAUGUCACUUUUCCAUUCAACUCUGACUAAAUAUGGCCGACUGGAGGAGUUUGAACAAAUCCAAACCCAGACCUUUUCUCAGAUUUCGAUGUUUCUCAAGGAUACUUGGAUCAAUACUUUAAAGAUAGCUGUGAAAAGCAGCCUCAGAGAUAUAGGCAAAGGCUGGUACAAUUUAUACGAGACCAAAUGGGAAGUGUACCAGAUGUCUAAACUUCAUCAGUUGAUGGAGCUUAUCAAGUUUAUGCUGCAGGACUCUGUGCGUUACCUUGUCCAGGAUUCAUUGGUAAACUUCACCCAACUCUUUGUGGAUGCCUGCUACAGUGUCCUAAAUUGCUCUGAAGAUAUGGAUUGGGGAAGUGACCUUGUUAACAGUCCAUACAAGCCACGAAAAAAUCCCCUCUUUAUAAUUGAUCUGGUUCUCGACAGUCAGGGUGUCCAUUUUAGCACCCCUUUGGAGAACUUUGAGACAUCUCUUGUAUCUCUGUUUAAUAAAGGGAUAUUGGCCACCCACACCAUACCACAGCUGGAAAAAUAUGUGCUUGAAAAUAUAUUUAUCUGUGGCACACCAUUGUUGGAGUCUGUGGGUCUGAAUGAGCCAGCAGUGGUUGAAUUGCGCAAUACUAUCUGCACAUGUAUCCGCAAAGCACUGAUCCCCCUCCAGGCUUAUGCCAAGAACUAUGAAAAGUACUUAGAACUGAGUAACCGAGAUAUCCACAACCUCCUAAAACAAUAUGAGGUCCAAUGUCCCCCUGCUCAAGAAGUGAGAGAGAUAGUAAACAUGCAUUUAGCAGAAAAGGAGGUGCUUGAUAACAGUUUGCCUGGCAGCAUUGUCAUCGGUCCCUUUCACCUCAGUGUCGAAGGUGUAAGGCAAAACCUCUCUAAGAAAUGUAAAGCUUUGGCCACUUCUAUGCUGGAUAUACUGGCUAAGAAUUUACACCAACAAGUGGAAGAUAUCUGUGAAGCUUUCAAAGCCAUCAGCCGAAAAAUUUAUGAAAAACCAAACAGCAUCGAGGAGUUGGCUGAGCUGCGGGAGUGGAUGAAAGGGAUCCCUGAGAAGCUGAAAGUGCAGGAGGAACUGAUAAGUAAAGUCAUGGAAGACUAUGAAAUCAUGGAGGAAUUCCUCUACAAUUUGACUCAAGAUGACUUCAAUGACAAGUGGGCUGCAAGCAACUGGCCUUGGAAGCUCAGCACACAAAUGGACCUGAUAAGGCAACAGCAUGUUGAAGAUGAAGAGAGAUUCCGCAAAAUUCAAUUCAUGGAUCAGAACAAUUUCUUGGAACGUCUGGAUGGCCUUCAGCUUGCUGUGGCUGGGUUUUCUGCACAUGCAGAUAUUAGCCGUGCUCAUGAGAUAGCCAAUGAAGCAAGAAGAAUCAGGAAGCAGUUGAAGGAAUCCCAGCAAAUGGCACUACUCUACAACAACAGGGAACGUAUUUUCGGUUUGCCAGUGACUAAUUACGAUAAAUUGUCCAGGAUGGUUAAGGAUUUUCAGCCCUUCUAUGAUCUCUGGACUACAGCAUCAGACUGGCUUCGCUGGGCCGACAGCUGGAUGAAUGAUCCUCUCUCUGCUAUUGACGCAGAGCAGCUGGAGAAGAAUGUAAACGAGUCCUUUAAGACAAUGCAUAAGUGUGUGAAACAGUUCAAGGAUAUUCCAGCAUGCCAGGAUGUGGCAGUGGAAAUCCGUGGCAAGAUUGAGGAAUUCAAACCAUAUAUACCCCUGAUUCAAGGGCUGCGCAAUCCUGGUAUGCGCAACCGUCACUGGGAGAUGCUUUCUGAGGAGAUCAAAAUCAAUGUGAAGCCCAAGGCCAAUCUGACAUUUGCACGCUGUCUGGAUAUGAAGCUUCAGGAUCACAUUGAGAUCAUAGCCAAAAUAGCUGAGAUUGCAGGAAAGGAGUAUUCAAUUGAGCAUGCCUUGGAUAAGAUGGAGCAUGAAUGGGAAUCCAUUCUGUUCAAUGUCGUUCCCUACAAAGAAACAGGAACAUUUAUUCUGAAGAGCCCUGAUGAAGCUUCUCAGCUUCUGGAUGAUCACAUAGUUAUGACCCAAAGCAUGUCCUUCUCACCAUUCAAAAAGCCGUUUGAAGAGCGGAUCAACACAUGGGAAAAUAAAUUGAAGAUGACUCAGGAUGUGUUGGAAGAAUGGCUGACUUGUCAGCGCUCCUGGCUUUAUCUGGAGCCCAUUUUCAGCUCUGAAGACAUCAACCGACAAUUGCCAGUGGAAAGCAAACGCUACCAAACUAUGGAAAGGAUGUGGAGAAAGAUCAUGCAGAAUGCUGAUGAGAACAGAGAGGUAAUUAAUGUAUGUCCUGAUCCCAGACUUUUGGAAAAGCUACGGGAAUGUAAUAAACUGCUGGAUCUGGUACAGAAAGGCCUAAGUGAAUAUUUGGAAACCAAGAGAGGAGCUUUUCCAAGGUUUUACUUCCUGUCCGAUGACGAACUGUUAGAAAUACUUUCUCAGACAAAGGACCCCACAGCUGUACAGCCUCAUCUUCGCAAGUGUUUUGAGAAUAUUGCCCGGCUACUCUUUCAGGAAGAUCUCAAAAUUACACACAUGUAUUCUGCAGAAGGGGAAGAAGUGAAGCUUUUUGUUUCUAUUUAUCCCACGGGCAAUGUGGAAGACUGGCUGCUAGAAGUUGAGAAGAUUAUGAAGGCUAGUGUGCGGGACAACAUUGAAAGAGCAAUCAGAGUUUAUCCCAGUACUCCACGGACUACAUGGGUCUUAGAUUGGCCAGGACAAGUGACUAUUGCUGGAUGCCAAACAUAUUGGACAAAAGAAGUAUCAGAGGCCCUAGAAGCUGGAGAUUUAUCCACCAGACUUUUUCCACAGCUAAGUUCUCAGCUCAGUGACCUAGUAGCACUUGUAAGAGGAAAACUGUCUCGGAUGCAGCGGGCAAUAUUAUCUGCUCUCAUUGUGAUUGAAGUUCAUGCCAAAGAUGUGGCAGCUAAACUUAUUGAGGAGAAUGUCCAAAGUGAGAAUGAUUUUGAAUGGAUUUCCCAGCUCAGAUACUACUGGACAAGAAAUGAUUUGUAUAUCCGUGCAGUGAAUGCUGAAUUUAUCUAUGGCUAUGAAUACUUGGGCAACAGUGGGCGCCUGGUGAUCACUCCACUUACUGACAGGUGUUACCUGACACUCACAGGAGCAUUGCACUUGAAAUUUGGAGGUGCCCCUGCAGGACCAGCUGGAACCGGCAAAACAGAGACAACUAAGGAUCUUGGAAAAGCUUUAGCCAUCCAGACUGUUGUGUUUAAUUGCUCUGAUCAGCUGGAUUUCAUGGCAAUGGGGAAAUUCUUCAAAGGGCUAGCCAGCUCUGGAGCCUGGGCUUGCUUUGAUGAGUUCAACCGCAUUGACAUUGAAGUGUUGUCUGUAGUUGCCCAGCAGAUCACAACAAUUCAGAAGGCUCAGCAGCAGAGGGUGGAUCGCUUCAUGUUUGAAGGAGCUGAGAUUCCACUGGUUCCAUCUUGUGCAGUGUUCAUCACAAUGAACCCUGGCUAUGCUGGCCGCACAGAAUUGCCGGAUAACUUAAAGGCUCUCUUUCGUCCUGUUGCAAUGAUGGUUCCAGAUUACUCUAUGAUUGCUGAGAUUUCUCUGUAUUCCUUUGGGUUCAAUGAAGCUAAAGUUCUGGCAAAAAAGAUUACUACCACAUUCAAACUAUCUUCUGAGCAACUCAGUUCCCAGGAUCACUAUGACUUUGGAAUGAGGGCUGUGAAGACUGUGAUUUCAGCUGCUGGCAAUCUUAAAAGAGAAAAUCCGGACAUGGAUGAGGAGCUAAUUUGCCUAAGGGCCAUUAAGGAUGUCAAUGUUCCUAAGUUCCUACAAGAUGAUCUCAAGCUUUUCAGUGGUAUAAUUUCUGAUCUGUUUCCUAUGAUCAAAGAAGAGCCUAUUGAUUAUGGCAUCUUAGAGGAGGCAAUUCACAAGUGCUGUCUCAAAGACAAUUUGAAAGAUGUUGAUGGUUUUGUGAUGAAGUGUAUCCAGCUGUACGAAACUACUGUGGUACGGCACGGACUCAUGCUAGUGGGACCCACAGGCUCAGGAAAAACGAAGUGUUACAAAGUUUUGGCAGCUGCAAUGACAUCUUUGAAAGGUCGGCCUUCAGUCAGUGGUGGAAACUAUGAAGCUGUCAAUUACUAUAUACUGAAUCCUAAAUCUAUUACAAUGGGCCAGCUGUAUGGAGAGUUUGACUUGUUAACUCAUGAAUGGACAGAUGGGAUCCUUCCAGCUCUCAUCCGGGUGGGAGCUGUAGCCACUGAUAACAAAAAGAAAUGGUACAUGUUUGAUGGCCCAGUUGAUGCUGUUUGGAUUGAAAAUAUGAACACUGUGCUGGACGACAACAAGAAGCUGUGCCUUAGCUCUGGUGAAAUCAUUAAACUCACUGAGGCAAUGACCAUGAUGUUUGAAGUGCAGGAUUUAGCGGUUGCCUCUCCUGCCACUGUUUCCCGGUGUGGCAUGGUAUACCUGGAGCCCAGUAUUUUGGGACUACAACCCUUCACUGAAUGCUGGCUGAAGAAGGUUCCAGAUGUUAUAAAGCCGUUUACACAGAAGCUGGAGUCCCUUUUCAGCAGAUUCGUAGAGGAAUCCAUCAGAUUUGUCCGGACUGCACUAAAGGAAGUAAUUGCCUCCACAGAUUCUAACCUAACUGGAAGUCUUCUUAAAUUAUUAGAUUGUUUCUUUCAACCAUUCAUUCCUGUUGAGGGAAUGAAAAAAAUCCCACCAGAGAAGACAGCUCGUAUUGGGGAACUGAUUGAGCCAUGGUUCAUAUUCGCUUUGAUAUGGAGUAUUGGUGCGACUGGGGACGCUCAAAGCCGUAUGUACUUCAACAAAUGGUUAAGAAUAAAGAUGGAUGAGGAGAAGGUUGAAUUACUUUUCCCAGAAGAAGGGUUGGUCUAUGACUAUAAACUGGAUGAUGCUGGAAUUAGCAGUGUGGAGGAAGAUGAAGAUGAAGAUGUGGUUAAGAUGGUUUGCUGGGUGAACUGGAUGGAUUCUUCUACAGAGUUUACCAUGCUGCCUGAUACCAGUGUUUGCGACAUUAUUGUUCCCACCAUAAAUACCGUCCAGAUGGCACACCUGCUGGAAAUGUUGCUCACCAACCACAAACCAGUCCUUUGUGUUGGCCCCACAGGGACUGGGAAGACACUCACCAUUGCAGACAAGCUUCUGAAGAACCUACCACUAGAAUAUAUCAGCCACUUCCUGAUGUUUUCUGCUCGAACCUCAGCCAACCAAACCCAAGAUCUCAUUGACAGCAAACUGGAUAAAAGGCGCAAGGGAGUUUUUGGUCCACCCCUUGGCAGGUACUUCAUCUUUUUCAUUGAUGACCUGAAUAUGCCAGCCUUGGAGACCUAUGGUGCUCAGCCACCCAUUGAGCUUCUUCGACAAUGGAUGGAUCACCACGGCUGGUACGAUAGGAAACAAAUCGGUACUUUUAAGAAGUUGGUAGAUAUUAAUUUUGUUGGUGCCAUGGGUCCACCUGGUGGAGGAAGAAAUGCCGUCACCCCACGUCUUACCCGCCACUUCAACUACCUCUCAUUCACUGAGAUGGAGGACAGCAGCAAGAAGAUGAUCUUCUCCACUAUUCUAGGCAGUUGGAUGGCUGGAAAACUAGGAGAGAUAUGCUACAGAGAUCCAGUCCCUGGAUGUCCUGAGAUGGAAGACCUAAAUGAACCUCUCGUUGGUGCUACCAUACAAGUGUAUUCAACCAUUACUUCUCAACUGUUGCCCACUCCAGCAAAAUCCCAUUAUACGUUUAAUCUCAGGGACCUAUCCAAGGUUUUCCAGGGGAUGCUCAUGGCAGAACCUUCCAAAAUUGAGGAUAAACUGCAGCUGCUGAGACUAUGGUAUCAUGAGAGCUGUCGGGUGUUUCGUGACCGCCUGGUUAAUGAUGAGGACAGAAAUUGGUUUGAUGAUCUUAUGAAGGACAUGAUGUUGGAAUGGGGAACUACCUUUGAUGAAGUUGUUCCCUUUCAGCCCCUUCUCUAUGGGGAUUUCAUGGUGCCUGGUGCUGAUGUGAAGCUUUAUGAAGUGAUUGAUGACAAAGAAAAGCUUAUGAAUGUAAUUGAAGAGUACAUGGAGGAGUACAAUCAAAUCAAUACCACAAAGAUGAAGCUAGUGCUGUUCAUGGAUGCUCUGCAGCACAUUUGCCGCAUCACCCGAAUUCUACGCCAGGCAUUGGGCAAUGCUCUUCUCUUGGGUGUCGGUGGCAGUGGAAGGCAAUCUCUCACCAAGCUAGCAUCCCAUAUAGCUGAUUAUGAAUGUUUCCAAAUUGAACUUUCCAAGAACUAUGGAAUGGCUGAGUGGAGAGAAGACAUCAAAAAGAUCAUGCUGAAGGCUGGUCUGCAAAGUUUGCCCAUCACAUUUCUGUUCACUGAUACACAGAUUAAAAGUGAAUCCUUUCUUGAGGAUAUCAACAACCUGCUCAAUUCAGGAGAUAUACCCAACCUUUAUGGCCUAGAUGAACAGGACCAAAUCAUGACCACCAUGAAGCCUAUUGUUCAGGACCAAGGGCUUCAGCCCACCAAGGCUAACCUGAUGGCUGCAUAUACCGGGAGAGUACGCAGUAAUAUCCACACAGUUCUGUGCAUGAGUCCCAUUGGAGAGGUUUUCCGAGCAAGACUCAGACAGUUCCCGUCUCUAGUGAACUGCUGUACCAUUGAUUGGUUUAAUGAGUGGCCAGCGGAAGCCCUAGAGUCUGUCGCUACUUCCUUCUUUCAUGAGGUCCCAGACACUGAAGCCACUCCUGAAGUUAUACAGGGGAUGAUUGAGAUGUGUGUAGAAAUUCAUCAGAGUGUGGCCGCUAAGUGCAAGGCAUAUCUGGCAGAACUAGGAAGGCAUAAUUAUGUCACUCCUAAAAGUUACUUGGAGCUGCUUGGCAUUUUCACUGCUUUGAUAGGCACAAAGAAGCAGGAGCUCAAAGUUGCCAAGAAUAGGAUGAAGAGCGGAUUGGAUAAGCUUUUGCGAACAGCAGAUGAUGUCGGGAAAAUGCAGGAAGAGCUAGAAUUAGCGCGCCCCCUGCUGGCCGAGGCUGCCAAAGACACCUUAGUGACCAUGGAACAAAUACAGGUGGACACAGCUGUAGCAGAAGAGACAAGAAAUGCUGUGCAGGCAGAGGAAAUGAAAGCUAAAGUGAAAGCUCAAACAGCUCAGGCAAUUGCAGAUGAUGCCCAAAAGGACUUGGCAGAAGCCCUCCCGGCCUUGGACGCUGCCCUUGCAAGCUUACGGAACCUCAACAAGAAUGAUGUCACGGAGGUGCGAGCCAUGCAACGUCCUCCACUUGGAGUAAAAAUGGUGAUUGAAGCUGUCUGCAUUAUGAAGGGAGUGAAGCCCAAGAAAAUAGCAGGAGAUAAACCAGGUUCUAAGAUAGAUGACUAUUGGGAGCCGGGCAAAGGUCUUCUUCAGGACCCAGGGAAGUUUCUUGAAAGCCUAUUUAAAUAUGAUAAGGAUAACAUUGCAGAUACCAUCAUUAAAUUAAUCCAGCCAUAUAUCGACAGUGAAGAAUUUCAGCCAGCAGCCAUAGCCAAAGUGUCCAAAGCCUGCACGUCCAUCUGCCAGUGGGUCAGGGCAAUGCAUAAAUACCACUUCGUGGCAAAAGCAGUGGAGCCGAAGCGACAAGCCCUGAGAGAGGCUGAAGAAGACCUGCAGGCCACACAGAGGAUCCUUGACGAGGCUAAGGAACGUCUCCGAGAAGUGGAGGAGGGCAUUGCCCAUCUUCAGGCCAAAUACAGGGGCACCUUAGCCACAAAAGAGGAGCUGGAAAUGAAAUGUGAACAGUGUGAGCAGAGACUGGGUCGGGCUGACAAGUUAAUUAAUGGUCUGGCUGAUGAAAGGGUGCGGUGGCAGGAGACUGUUCAAAAUCUGGACUACCUGAUCAACAAUAUUGCAGGAGAUGUGCUGACCUCAGCUGGCUUCAUAGCAUACCUUGGCCCUUUUACGGGACAUUAUCGCAUAUCACUUUGCGAGGAAUGGGUCAGUCGGCUAGAAGCACACAAUGUUCCACACACUAAGGAACCAAGUCUGAUUGCAACCUUAGGCGACCCUGUGAAAAUCCGAUCAUGGCAGAUCGCUGGUCUGCCCAAUGAUACCUUGUCUGUGGAGAACGGAAUGAUAACUCAGUUUUCUCAGCGCUGGACUCUUUUCAUAGACCCUCAAGGACAAGCCAACAAAUGGAUUAAAAACUUGGAAAAAGAUACCGGGUUAGAUACUUCUAAACUAAGCGACCGGGAUUUCUUGCGCAGCUUGGAAAAUGCUAUUCGUUUCGGAAAGCCAUUUCUCCUGGAAAAUGUUGGAGAAGAAUUAGACCCUGCUCUUGAACCUGUCUUGCUGAAACAGACUUACAAACAGCAAGGAAGUACAGUAUUAAAGCUGGGAGACACAGUGAUUCCAUAUCACGAUGACUUCAAAUUGUACAUCACCACCAACCUACCUAAUCCUCACUAUACACCGGAGAUAUCCACCAAGUUGACACUAAUUAAUUUCACCCUAUCGCCCAGUGGCUUAGAGGACCAGUUGCUAGGUCAAGUUGUGGCUGAAGAGCGGCCUGACUUAGAAGAGGCUAAGAAUCAGUUGAUCAUCAGUAAUGCCAAGAUGCAACAGGAACUGAAGGAAAUAGAAGAUCAGAUCCUGUAUCGCUUGAGCUCCUCCGAGGGGAACCCUGUUGAUGAUUUGGAGCUUAUCAAAGUAUUGGAGGCAUCCAAGCUAAAAGCAGGGGAAAUUCAGGCCAAAGUAAAGAUAGCUGAGCAGACCGAGAAGGAUAUUGAUAUCACCCGAUUGGAGUAUGUGCCUGUGGCUGUCCGCACCCAGAUCCUUUUCUUCUGUGUCUCAGACCUAGCUAAUGUUGACCCCAUGUACCAGUAUUCAUUGGAAUGGUUCCUCAACAUAUUUCUGGCUGGAAUUGCAAACUCAGAGAGAGCAGACACACUAAAGAAACGGAUAGCAAAUAUCAAUAAAUACCUCACCUUCAGCCUCUAUAGCAAUGUGUGCCGCAGCCUCUUUGAGAAGCACAAGCUCAUGUUUGCAUUUCUGGUCUGCAUCCGGAUCAUGAUGAAUGAAGGCAAAGUAGACAUGGAUGAAUGGCGAUACCUUAUUUCUGGUGGUGCUGUUAAGAUCAUGCGUGAUAAUCCAGCUCCUGAAUGGCUGUAUGAAAGAGCAUGGAAUGAUAUCCUGGCCUUAUCCAACCUGAACAAUUUUUCCAGAUUCUCAGAUGAUUUUGUGGGAAAUUUGCCCUCUUUCCGAGCAAUCUUUGAUAGUGCCGAACCUCACAGGGAACCUCUGCCUGGCAUUUGGAACAAGAAAUUGGAUUCCUUCCAGAAGUUGUUGGUCCUGCGCUGUCUGCGUGGAGACAAAGUCACUAACGCAAUGCAGGAUUUUGUGGCUGCCAACCUGGGGCAGAGCUUUAUUGAACCACAGACUGCAAAUCUCUCCGUGGUGUUUAAGGAGUCUGCUGCUACCACUCCCUUGAUAUUCGUCCUUUCUCCGGGCACAGACCCAGCUGCUGAUCUCUACAAAUUUGCUGAAGAAAUGAAGUUUUCCAAAAAACUUUCUGCUAUUUCUCUUGGCCAAGGACAAGGUCCUCGUGCAGAAGCCAUGAUGCGCAGCGCUAUGGAGCGUGGGAAAUGGGUCUUCUUCCAGAAUUGCCACCUGGCUCCUAGCUGGAUGCCUUCUUUGGAGAGGCUUAUUGAAGGCAUCAAUCCUGAUAAGGUCCACCGAGACUUCCGACUUUGGCUCACUAGUUUGCCCAGUAACAAGUUUCCAGUGUCCAUCCUCCAGAACGGGUCCAAGAUUACCAUUGAGCCCCCUCGAGGAGUAAAGGCUAAUCUGCUGAAGUCAUACACUAGCCUGAGCAAUGACUUCUUGCUCUCUUGCAGCAAGGAAACUGAGUUCAAGUCCUUGCUUUUCUCCCUGUGCCUCUUCCAUGCAAAUGCCCUGGAAAGGAGGAAGUUUGGGCCACUGGGUUUCAACAUACCUUACGAGUUCACGGAUGGAGACCUGCGCAUCUGCAUCAGCCAGCUGAAGAUGUUCCUGGAUGAAUAUGAAGACAUCCCCUACAAAGUGCUAAAGUACACUGCUGGUGAGAUUAAUUAUGGAGGCCGGGUGACAGAUGACUGGGACAGACGCUGCAUCAUGAAUAUCUUAGAAGAUUUCUACAAACCAGAUGUUCUCGUUCCAGAGUAUUGUUACUCAGAGUCUGGGAUCUACAAGCAGAUUAGUACCACUUAUGACCUCAACGGAUACAUCCAGUACAUCAAGACCCUUCCCCUCAAUGAUAUGCCUGAGAUAUUUGGAUUGCAUGACAAUGCAAACAUCACUUUUGCUCAGAAUGAGACCUUUGCUCUGCUUGGGGCCAUUAUUCAACUUCAGCCAAAGACGUCAGCUGCAGGAGGCCGGAGCAGGGAAGAGAUCGUGGAGGAGACCUCAAAAGACAUCUUGGAUAAGGUGCCUCAGCCUAUUGAUCUGCAUGAAGUAAUGCUGAAAUAUCCUGUGCUAUAUGAGGAAUCAAUGAACACUGUUCUGGCACAAGAAGUGAUCAGAUACAAUCGCCUGUUGAAAGUGAUUGCACAAAGUUUGAAAGAUCUGUUGAAAGCUCUUAAAGGCCUGGUGGUGAUGUCAUCCCAGCUGGAACUGAUGUCCAACAGCUUAUACAACAACAUUGUGCCGGAGAUGUGGAACAGUAAGGCAUACCCGUCCCUGAAGCCGUUGGCCUCCUGGGUGAAUGAUCUGCUGCUGCGUAUCGAGUUCUUGCAGAAGUGGAUUGCUAACGGGAUCCCACCUGUGUUCUGGAUAAGUGGGUUCUUCUUCCCCCAGGCCUUUUUAACAGGGACGCUACAGAAUUUUGCCAGAAAGUCUGUCAUUUCUAUAGACACCAUUUCUUUUGACUUUAAGGUAAUAAGGCAGUCUGUUCAUGAACUGACUCAACGCCCGUCUCAGGGAUGUUACAUCCACGGCCUAUUCCUGGAAGGGGCUCGUUGGGAUCCCCUUUUCUUUCAGCUCACAGAGUCACGGCCUAAGGAACUGUACACAGAGAUGGCCGUCCUCUGGUUAGUUCCCGUGCCCCAACGCAAGCCUCCAACCACAGGCAUCUAUCUCUGCCCCAUCUACAAGACGCUGACUCGUGCAGGGACGCUGUCAACAACUGGUCAUUCUACUAACUAUGUGAUUGCUGUAGAAAUCCCCACCACUAAGCCCCAGAGGCACUGGAUUAAACGGGGUGUUGCCUUGAUCUGCGCCUUGGACUUUUAAGCACUGAAAGCAGUGCUUGAGCAGUUUGACAUUUCUGAGGAGAAUGGAAUUGUUCUGCAGUUUUACAACCUGUUUGAUAAAGCCUCAUCUGAAGAAGCAGACCGCUGAAUGGGAUGGUACUUAAACAAAAUAUUGCAAGAGAAAUUUAAGCCUCCCUUCUUCUAACUGUAAACCUUACAUAGCAGUUUAAUAAAAUUAAAUCAACCUUUAGUUUCA